This is a messenger RNA of Suricata suricatta (meerkat), 1719 nucleotides long. RefSeq names its product WD repeat domain 74 (gene WDR74). Gene Ontology annotation, molecular function: protein binding. Bases 49 to 1206 code for a protein of 385 amino acids. Gene Ontology annotation, cellular component: preribosome, large subunit precursor; nucleolus. Lineage: Eukaryota; Metazoa; Chordata; Mammalia; Carnivora; Herpestidae. Gene Ontology annotation, biological process: ribosomal large subunit biogenesis. The transcript is spliced from 12 exons. The record is from RefSeq and is a predicted model, not a curated record.
CGCAAACGCUGCGCCGGAAGUGCGAGCCGCCGGCUGUCGGGCUCCGUUAUGGCGGCUGUUGGCGCACGCUGGCACCAUGUGUGGGUGGGCACGGAGACUGGGAUCCUGAAAGGGGUGAACCUUCAGCGCAAACAGGCGGCGAACUUCACGGCAGCAGGACAGCCGCGGCGCGAGGAGGCGGUCAGCGCCCUGUGCUGGGGCCCGGGCGGCGAGACGCAGAUCCUGGUGGGGUGCGCCGACAAAACUGUGAGGUACUUCAGCACCGAGGAGGGCAGAUUCCAGGGCCACAAGCACUGCCCCGGCGGGGAGGGCACGUUCCGAGGCCUCGCCCAGGUCGACGGCACCCUCAUCACAUGCGUGGAGUCUGGGAUUGUCCGGGUCUGGCGUGACAGUGACAAGGAGGCAUCCCCCAACCCACUCCUGGAACUGAGUGUGGGUCCUGGGGUGUGCAGGAUGCGCCAGGACCCAGCACACCCGCACGUGGUUGCCACGGGUGGGAAAGAGAAUGCUUUGAAGGUGUGGGACCUACAGGGGUCUGAGGAGCCUGUGUUCAGGGCCAAGAAUGUACGGAACGACUGGCUGGACCUGCGGGUUCCCAUCUGGGAUCAAGACAUACAGUUCCUCCCUGAGUCCCAGAAGCUUGUCACCUGCACAGGGUACCAUCAGGUCCGCGUCUACGACCCGGCCUCUCCCCAGCGUCGGCCGGUCCUGCAGGCCACCUAUGGAGAGUAUCCACUUACAGCCAUGACCCUCACUCCCGGCAGCAAUUCGGUGAUCGUGGGGAACACUCAUGGGCAGCUGGCAGAAAUUGACCUUCGGCAAGGGCGCCUCCUGGGCUGCCUGAAGGGGCUGGCGGGCAGUGUCCGAGGAUUACAGUGCCACCCUUCGAAGCCCCUACUAGCCUCCUGUGGCUUGGACAGAGUCUUGAGGGUACACAGGAUCCGGAAUCCCCGGGGCCUAGAGCAUAAGGUUUAUCUCAAGUCUCAGCUGAACUGCCUCCUCCUGUCGGGCAGGGAUAACUGGGAGGAUGAGCCCCAGGAGCCUCAGGAGACCAAACAGGCAUCCCCAGAAGACACAGAAACAGAUGAACUUUGGGCCUCCUUGGAGGCAGCCGCCAAGCGGAAGCUCCCAGAUUUGGAGCCGCCCUCAGAGGCUCUCCAAACCAGACGGAGAAAAAAGCAGCGGCCUGGAUCCACCAGCACCUGAAGAGCCUGUGCUCCCUUUGUAAAUAAACAGCUCGACACCCACCAUGACCCUGAGCCUUUUGUGAUGGGAGAAUGAAAAGGGGUGGCUGCUCCCAGCGCCAGUGCAGCAGGGUAGCUGACAUCACAAAAGCCAGGUCCUGAGCCGCAGGCUGGCGUGGGUGGCAUGGAGUUCGGGGCCGCUCAGGGCCAUGGGCUGCUGCCAAGACAAGGACUUUCAGACCUCCAAGAAGCAGGCAAAGAAGGCUGACUCAGAGGAAGUCGAAGGCACCGAAGAGGGCGAUAUGGACUCGCCAAGUCAAAAGUCGAACGAAAGCCUUCUGAUCACCGUGCUGUGGCGGCGGCUAUCCCAGUUCAGCCGUCGGGACUCUCGGUCAAACAGGAGGCAUUCAGACCAGAGUCCAAUGCAUGGGUUACAGCAGAGCAAGGAGGGGAUCCUGGAGGAGCCGAAGAAGGGGUGACCCCAACCUGCUCUCAGUCUGCCCCAGCCUGCAGAGAAUAAAGUUUCUGGCGCGUA